Molecule: messenger RNA, 282 nt
Organism: Echinococcus granulosus
Lineage: Eukaryota; Metazoa; Platyhelminthes; Cestoda; Cyclophyllidea; Taeniidae
Exons: 3
Coding region: 1-282 (93 amino acids)
Source: RefSeq, a predicted model, not a curated record
AUGAAGGAUGCUGAAAUGAAGACGGAGCUGUUUAACACAGCAAGAAGAUUCUCUACAUUUACAUAUGCAUUUCCUUUUACACCGAGAUUAGGUGUGUCAGAGGGAAGGAGAGAGGGAAGGAGGGUGCUAUUGAAGCCUUGCUUUUAUUCUGAAAUUCAUGUUAAUGAAAGGAGAGCUUGUGGAGUCAAAAUUGUGGUAUUAAAUCGUUUGUGCAAUUCGCAGGAGUUCACGAAAAUUUAUUCACUGCCUUUUGAUUUUUACUGUCUGACUGUCAAAACUUGA